AUGUUACCGAGUAGCCAGUUCGCUAACUUCAGGCAAUUUUACAGUUUGUGCAGUUUGUGCUACUCAUGAAAAUAAGUCUCCUUUUUUAGAAUAACGUCACCUUAAAGCAUUUCUGGUUUAAGUGGCACAUCUCGUAUACUCAAGCACUCGAGCAGUUGAGCAUCAUGGCGUCAUAUAUCUGAAACGAGAAUGACAGGAAUGCUUUAAAGAAUGUACAGCCCAAAAGAGCUGGAGGGGGAGGUUGACCAUUCUUUUUUUGACAGUGACUGUGACGGUGAAGAUGGUCAAAAUCAGAACCAUGGGAACACAGAGAGCAAACACCAAAGUUCAGGCAGUAAUGCAGUCCCUCAUGGUGACCGGUCCUCAAAUGAGUUUUCAAUUAAAGACAAAAGGGAUGAAAACAGCUCUCAGGUAGAGGAUGCGUCCACUGACCGGAAGGAGACCAGAAAGCCUGGAUCAGAAGUGGAGGACUGUAAUGGUGAGGAGAAAAGGGCUGCUUCUGACUCGGCGAGUACCAGAGGAACUGAAGAGAAGGAUGGUGCUGCAAGAACAGAACGUGGGAGUGAGAUAAGGGGUGGCGUUUCCUCAAGAAAGUUCUCUGAACAAAGGGCAGCAGAUAAUACUGUGGUGCAUGAUGGAUGUGCAGAAACAGCACAUGAGAUGGAAAAAGGACAUUUGGAAAAGGAUGUUGAUGAGGCAAAUGGAGGUAGAUCAGCUUUACUGAAAGCUAGUGGUGAACAUGAUGGCUCAAACAUUGGAGAAGAGGACAACAGGCAGGAGCGGAGCCACGGGAGGUCAACAGCGGACACUGGGAGCCGGUGCUCCAGUGUGUCGUCACUUCAUUCUGGCCAGGAAAGAGACUCCGAAGACGACGAGUGUCCACGUUCGAGGAGUCCCUCCGACGGGUCGAGACUUUCCUCGACAGACGAGAGGGAGCUGGAGGACUUUGAUGACCCUGAUGAUUAUGUUCUCGAUGACCUCGACGUCAAUGCCAAUGAGGAUGGAUACCAGCGGAGCGACGAGUCAGGGGGCAGUGACGAGGACAGACCCCCAGAGCCUCCACCGCCAAGACAUAAGCCCCAGCCGUUGCAGGGCACGCCGAGGAAGUCCAGUGGAAAAUUCCGGAAGCACAGCCCUCGGCCUUCCUCCUCCUCUGAGCUGGAGAGCUCUUGCAGUAGCGACGCAGAGGGCUACGGCUCCUCCUCCUCCGAGCUCUCGCCCCCCAGGAGAGCCCUGGCAGCCCUGGCGACGUCGUCCCCCAGACGGAGACCCCGGCUGGGCUCAGCGCCUGGCGGGGAGAGGGCCCGGGGCCCGCAGAGACCCGCGCUGGAGUCAGAGGACACAGUGACUGACGUCACGCCGCUCUCCACCCCUGACAUGAGCCCUGCACAGUCCUUCGACCUACCUGUGUUUGCUGAGAAAGCCGAGGAGCCACUAGCAACAGCAGCUGCAGCCACAACCGCAUGGGCCGGUGAAAAACCAAAGCAGCACAAUGUCACCGUCGACCUGAAUGUGACUGCCGAGGACGACUCAAAAAGGGAGGAUUCAGAUCAAGAAGACAUUUUCCCCAUGGAGACGAAGGAGACCAGUUCCCUGGACCAGAGUGUGAGGCUGGAAGAUCACGUAGAUAAACCCAUGAGCGCCGACCCAGAAGUAGAGCACUCCCAGGUGAGCUCGGCCCGUGAGCACAGCCUGCUCAGCAUCGGCAGCACACAGAGCGACGGCCGGCAGCAGCGCCGCAACUUCAGCUUCCGCAACGACGAGGUGAGGCGCAUCGACCGCGAGAACCAGCGGCUGCUGCGCGAGCUGUCACGGCCCUGCCCUCGCUCGCGCUCCGCCAGCACCAGCGCCGGCUCGGCCCACACGGGGCCCAGCUGCGGCCCACGCCGGGCCAGCGGCCCCCCGGCGCCCCCCCGCCUCUACCACAGCGCUGUCAACCGCCAGCGAGACCAGAAGCGCAUCGAGAGGGAGAACCUGGCCCUCCUGAAGAGACUGGAGUCGGUGAAGCCCAGCAAAGGCAUAACACGGACAGAGCAGCUGGCAGACUAUCAGCGCCAAGCCAGAUACCUGUGCACUCCCCUCCCGACCUCUACCAUCGAGGACUACCACUCCAAACUAGAGACAUCUCUCUCCAAAAGUUCACAAGGGAGGAGCAGCAGGCCUUACAGUGCAGGUGUGCGGCUGGGCCCCAGGCCUGGCUCUCGCCCUUCUCCUGGCCCCACCAAGCCCAGCCGCAGCACCACCCCUCGGCCUGCCUGGUCCUGAGGGACCGCGGCCACCCGCCACCCGCCAAAUGUCCACUGGGUGAAAUGAGUUCACCAUGCCAAUCCCUCCUAGACCGUCGCAAGGUCAGGAAGUUACCAGGGUAGAUGUCAGCUUGUGCCACUGGUCUUAAAUGUUGGGAUCACAAUACCAUUCCUGUCAGUUUACAAUCCUACUUAGUUCAGUUGAGUUAUUAUUGCCUUUCUUGGUCCUGGUUUAAAAGAUGUGUGCCGUAAUAUUGCCAUUAACAGAGUAAAGCUCAGCUGGUUUGAUCUCCUGUGUUUUUACCCCGUAGAAUUUACCAUGUGAGACUCUAUAGAAAUAUGUAUGGUGAAUCAUCUAGGAAAAUCCAACCAAACUAGUGCUCUGUGUUUGCAUGUGCACCGAUGCAUUGCUUCAGGUAUCCUAAACCUUCUAUCUGCAGCUUCGUAGGUGGUACCAAUAUGUGACUCACACAGCCUUUGUGUCUUGGUGUCAAAAGCUAAAAGCCACACUUUUUGCCCCAUUUUGUACAGAUGUAAUUUGGAAAGAAAGAGAUAUAUAAAUUAAUAUUUAUGUACAUCGUGUUGGUAGGUAUGACCAACAAAUUAGUGAUCAUGGGUGAAAGUAGAAACAAAUUUUAUAUUGUG
This is a messenger RNA of Sardina pilchardus (European sardine), 2891 nucleotides long. It is a transcript of the gene cfap97, whose product is annotated as cilia and flagella associated protein 97. Bases 211 to 2265 code for a protein of 684 amino acids. Gene Ontology annotation, biological process: spermatogenesis. The record is from RefSeq and is a predicted model, not a curated record. Lineage: Eukaryota; Metazoa; Chordata; Actinopteri; Clupeiformes; Clupeidae. The transcript is spliced from 6 exons.